AUGCUCCGCUGUAAUGCCGUGAAAGAGCCCCAAUCAGGUGAUCAUAGCGAGCGACAACUCGUCUCCCCUGCCAACUCAGUUCCUGAGGAUAACUUCACUUCAAGUUUGCCGAACAGCGAUGACAUCGGCAUCCUAGCUGGCUUGUUUGCAGAUAUCCCCUCCGAUACGAAGAUGUUGAACUCCCGAUUCAAAUCAAAGCUCGGCCGGAUCAGCAUCGAUGCUCCGAGUUCUCCGAAAUAUCGCCGUCGUGAUGCAAGCGACAUACAGGGACGAGAUUGGCUGAAACGCUUCAUGUCAUACGAUGGACGAUUUACGAUUUCUCAAUGGAUGUCAUAUCUGCGUCAAGAUAAAGAGGGGGUGUCUUUGUGUCUGGGACCCCCGAACCUUCCCCGGCCCCGGCCCGGCGUUCGGGAACGACACCCCCUCAACUGGCGGGGCAACACAAGUAUCAGUAGCACGGGAAGACCUGCAGGGUAG
Aspergillus ibericus CBS 121593 is the source of this 477-nucleotide messenger RNA. RefSeq lists its product as uncharacterized. The record is from RefSeq and is a predicted model, not a curated record. NCBI's taxonomy places the organism in Eukaryota, Fungi, Ascomycota, Eurotiomycetes, Eurotiales, Aspergillaceae. The transcript is spliced from 2 exons. The coding region runs from base 1 to 477 and encodes 158 amino acids.